Caenorhabditis elegans is the source of this 3390-nucleotide messenger RNA. It is a transcript of the gene ptr-21, whose product is annotated as SSD domain-containing protein. The record is from RefSeq and is marked reviewed. Gene Ontology annotation, cellular component: plasma membrane; membrane. Lineage: Eukaryota; Metazoa; Nematoda; Chromadorea; Rhabditida; Rhabditidae.
GUGAGACCUGAGAUGGAGGGCGACGAGUUGGUUCAUCGUCCGACGGUCCUCUCGACGACGGCUUCUGCCACGUCACGGCCGCGACACAAGACUUUUGAGCUGUUGGGUCCGGUGAAUAAUAUCUCGUUGGCUGAUAUGUAUAAAGUGUGCGGGAAGAUAAUUGGCAGGUUCCCGAUUGCAUUUAUUAUUGCGACGGUGAUCAUGUGCAGUGGUGGAUUAGGAACAAUCGGUCUCGAACUGAAGGAUAAUGUGCGCGACGGGUACACGCCGAAAAACUCGCUAUCCCGACUGGAAAAUCGCCUUUAUCGAGAGUUCCUGAGUUCCGAAGGUGAUCCGGUGAUGACUACAGUUCUCAUGACUGCCAAAGACGGAGGAUCCAUGCAUCGGAUCAAGUAUUUGGAAGAAGCACAGAGGCAAUGGCUCUACAUCUCCAAAAACCUAUCCGCAGACGUUGGAAACGGCGAGUUCAUGAAAUUCGGAGAUUUCUGUGGCCACUACUGCCAAGCCAACGACAUCAUAGGAUACUUCCUGGACGCCUACAAAACCAAGUCAGCUGACCCAAAAAUGGAUGGCUACCAACUCAAUUACCCAAUUACCACAGUAAUGGGUUAUCAGCUUCAUCUCGAGCGUAACUUUUUCGGGGUUACUGUGAAUCAGUCGGAUCCGGUCACUAAUAUUCAGAGUAUGAAGGUUCUGACGCUUCCUGUGUUGUCAGAGGUACGGACGUUUGAGGAUACGGAUAAGCUGAACAAGUGGGAGCUGGCGGUUUAUAACUAUGCUACAGGAUACUCUGCACUCGAGGGUGACGAUCAUUUGGUGGAGAUUAAUGUGAUCGGUGCUGAAGUCGUCGACACCGAAAUGAACAAGGACGCUCAGAAAAUGGUGCCCUACUUCAUCGUCGGAAUCGUCUCGAUGAUCAUCUUUAUCUUCUGCACCGUAUCCAUCUCUGCCUCCUACUACGGAUACUUCUCCUGGCGAAUCGGACUCAUCGCCCUCGCCUGCCUCUUGGUUCCGAUUCUCGCAAUUCUCACUGCAUUCGGAAUCAAUAAUAUGCUGGGAAAUCGAACGAACUCUCCGAUGAUGAUCAUGCCGUUCUUGAUCAAUGGAAUCGGAGUCAACGAUGCGUUUUUGACACUUCAGAAUUGGUUGCAGCAUAGCCCGGAUCUUCCGUCAGGGAAGCGGUUGGGGUAUAUGUUGGCUGAAGCUGGUCCAUCGAUCACUACGACCACUUUGACAAAUGUCAUUGUUUUUUUGAUCGGGUGGAUGAACCCAACGGAAGAGAUGUCAAUCUUCUGCCUUGGAUGUGCAAUCUCCCUACUCCUCGCCUACGUCUACACCCUCACGUUCUUCUGUCCGGUGCUAGUUCUUCUGCUUAGCGAACGCGUCAAUGAGCCCAGCAAGCUCGAGGGCACUUUCAACAAGGUUCUCGGAUUCUACGCAAAAAUCAUAUGCAGCCGAUGGACAUUUGCACUUCUCAUCAUCGGAAGUCUUGUCUACUGGGGUUUCGGUAUCUAUGGAACACUGGGGAUCCGUGCCGUGUUGAACACUGCAAAGAUCCUUCCCCUGGAGACGCCGAUCCGCAAACCGAACAGGAUUAUCGAGGAGACCGUGUGGAAAGAGUUCUACCCAGUCACCGUGAUUGUGAACAGCCCAGUUGAUAUAAGCAAUGCAAAUGCACUUCGAGCAUUUGACAACCUCGUUCACGACUUUGAAUCGAUGGAAAAGUGCCGGGGAUCCGAGUACACCAUAUCUCCAAUCAGAGACUAUCAGACCUAUUUUUACGGUGUAGGAGCCGAGGACUUUGAUUAUGAGGAAGAAACCGUGAAGAACACCUCACAUUCUUUAGAUUUCAGUAAGCUCACCGGAUUCCUUGCCAACCCUAUCUACAAGCAUCACAAGGGAGGACUAAAACUUAACUUUUCAAAUCCUGUUCCAAUCCGAAAAGUGCAACUGAUAUUCGCUUAUGAAAACGUAACCUCGUGGGAUGAACGGAUUCAGAUUAUGCAGGACUGGCGGACCAUCGCAAGUUCCCACGUGGCCCUAAAUGUUUCAGUGUGGAAUGUGAACGCAAUGUUCGUAGAUCAAAUGCUGAGCCUGAAGGGAUUGGCGAUCUCGAAUGCCCUAGUCACCUUGGGAUGUAUGGCUGCCGUCUGUGUAGUCUUCAUCCGCAACCCCCUCUCAGUUGGCCUAGCGACCGCUUCGAUUUUAUCCAUCUCCAUUGGAGUAACUGGAUACCUGUGCUUCUGGGACUUGGAUCUGGACCCUGUGACCCUGUGCGCAGUAAUUGUUUCAAUUGGAAUGUCCGUUGACUUUGUUGCCCAUGUGGCCUGUCACUAUCAGGUCAGGUAUAAAGAGUUCGAGGAGAAAGGAGUAUUGAAGAGGAUUGAGAUGAAAACUCCCGAAUCUCGAGUCGUCAACUCGCUGUCCAAUGUGCUCUGGCCAAUGGUCCAGUCGGCUUCUUCAACUCUUCUAUGUGUACUUCCACUUGGUAUUCUACAGAACUACCUCCCAAUGGUUUUCGUGAAAACCAUCCUGCUCGUCGUGAUCUGGGGAAUGUUCCACGGUCUUGUGCUGCUCCCGUGCAUUCUUGCACAGUUUCCCCUGUCUGUGUUCAACAAGACGUUCGCCGACUUGUUGUUCGGCAGAACAUCCUCUUCGUCUUGCUCUUCGGAGUCCGAUUCGGAAACCGACACCGGUGAUGCUCAGGAGAUGGUUCCGCUCGCUGGAACCGAGAAGGCUUAAGAUCUGAAAUUAGUUGUUGUUUGUUAUUAUGUACAGUUGGGAUACAAAGUGUAUUAUGUAGUCUGUAGUGUCGCAGUGCUACAAACUACAAAUUCAAAGCUACAAACUAUAAACUCAUUGAGAUCUGGCAGAGCUUUAUAGUUUGUAGUUUUAUGUAGCAGCUACAAACUACAAAUUUCGAUUGUUGUAGUUUGUAGUAUGGCGCACAAACUACAAUGUACAUUUUGCAAGUUUUCUAGAUUUUUUUCUCACUCACACACACACACACACACCGUUUUGCUACGUGGCUGCGAAAAUGGAAAACUCGGCCACGUCGCAAUUCACACAUCGCCAGAAACUUCUAGCUUUACCAGUAGCUUUUCAUGAUCUACUCUUCUUUUUUUUCCCCCCUCAAUUUCUAUUUGAAAUUUCAGAAUUCCCUCAAUUAGUCUUCUGUCACCGUGUCCUCCUCUUUUCCGCAAGCGGGUCCCCUUUUCCCCCCACAGAUCGGCUUCUCAGGGUUCCUAUAGCACUUUUUUCUUCGAUUCUUGUCACACAAAAAAUUGUACUUCCAUCGCUCGACGUGUCCAUUUUUUCUUGUAUUUUUUAAAUGCAUUUUUUGAUAAAUUUGAUUUUUUUUAUCAUCCAGAAAAUGGUCAAAAAUUCAGA